GCAAUGGAAAAAAAGGGAAAGUGUUUUUCUAACACCCAUCCCUCCCGUAUCCUCUCCUCUGUAACUGUAAUAAUCUACUUCCUGUACAUAAUACAUAUACCACCAGACAAAACAAAAGAGGAAAAUAUUAUUAGUUAAACAUUAUUCUUAGACAGAAAGAUAUAUAAAUAAAUAAUAUACACACACAAGCUACCCCACAAGUAUCAAUACCCUUUUUCUUUUUUCUUUUUCCUCCUCUCUCCCUCUCUCUAUCUGUUUUUAGAUUAUUUUCAUCAGAUAAGUUAGAUUUUAUUUCUCCUUUCUUUUUGGUUAUGCUCUUCUUCAUCAGUUUCACUUAGUUUUGUUUUGUUUUGUUUUUUUUUUCUUCAAGAACUUCAAUAGCAAAAGCUAAAAAGACCUCGAUUCUCGAACUGGGUCUUUGCUAGAUCUUGAAUAAGAUAGCCAUUCACUGAUCCUACACAAAAUCGUUUUUGACUUUGUAGCUAAAGAAAGGUGCUUGCUUGUGCUACUUUGGUUCUUCGUGCUGGGUUUUAAAGCAACUAGUUUCAUAGCACUCAGGAAUUUAACUUUAUUGUAUGGUUUCAGAACUUGAAGAUUUAAGGUACUAAGGAGUUCAAUUUCUAGGCGUUACAAUGGAUUCCCCCCAGUCUGUUGUAUCACCAUUCAAGACUUCUGUUGUCCUCGAGCCAGAGAAGCAAAAUUCUGAUCAUUCAGUUCGGAACUUGGUUAAAUUGUCCAAGGGAGUUGAGGUCCAAAGGAAGGAAGCCAUGGUUGGCAACCCGGAGGAUUACAUUGGUAUUCUUGAGGUCUACAUACAUCAGGCUAGGGACAUUCAUAACAUUUGCAUUUACCACAAGCAAGAUGUUUAUGCUAAGAUUUGCCUGACUAGUGAUCCUGAAAACACAGUCUCCACCAAAAUCAUCAAUGGUGGUGGAAGGAAUCCGGUCUUUAACGAUAACCUCCGACUGAAUGUAAAGACUGUUGAGUCCUCCCUUAAAUGUGAGAUAUUCAUGAUGAGUAGGGUGAGGAAUUAUCUUGAGGAUCAGUUGUUAGGGUUUGCUUUGGUGCCUUUAUCUGAAGUAGUAAUCAAGAAUGGAAAGCUGGAAAAGGAGUUCUCUCUUUCUUCAACCGAUUUAUUCCAUUCCCCAGCAGGGUUUGUUCAAUUAUCUCUGUCCUAUAUUGGAUCUUCGCCAGAAGUAAUGGCAAUUCCUGCAAUGCCUACUGCUCAAGCUACAGAUGGAACUGUGCAGGACACAGAGAUACAGGAAUCACUCAGCGAAUUUGAUAAGCUUGAGUUCCCAGAUCCAAAAAUUGUGAAUGAAAACCAGAUGAUGGUUUCAGAAUAUUUUGGGAUCUCAUGUACCAAUGAAGACUCUGAAACCUCGGAGAGCUUGGUCACAUCUGAAGUUGAAAACCAUGUUAGUUCUGAAAUGGGCGCUAAUGUUGUGGAAAGCUAUUCAACUGCCACUGUUGAUUCUGUUGAAGCUCCUAAACAUGAUUCGCCUCCAAGCAGCGUAUCAACAAAUGGAGUUUCUUCUCCCUCACUAGCUGCCAGCUCAGAUACAUCUGAUGCUCCAGCAGUUUCCAAAACGCCAUAUCAGGAGCAUGAGUCGGCCCGAAAAGACAAAAAGGGAGGAGAUGGCGAGAGUGAUUCCUCCUUCGGUGGGGCUCAGAGUGAGAAGACCGCUAAGCCUGUUAUCACCGUGAAUAUUGAGCCAGAGCAGAAUGUGGUCCAGCAAGACAUAGUUGACAUGUACAUGAAAAGUAUGCAGCAAUUCACCGAAUCAUUGGCAAAGAUGAAGCUUCCUUUGGACAUUGAUAGCGGACCAACAAGUUCAGGAAGUUCAACGUCUGAUCAGAAAAUGCAGUCGUCAAAGAACAGUAGCUCCCGUGUGUUUUAUGGGAGUAGGGCUUUCUUCUGAGCUUUGGUUCAAUUGGUUCAGAGGAAAACAGACAGGUGACUGUAGACUUUAGCAUGCAGACUAAUACUAAUAGUGAACUGUAAUAAUGUAUCAUGUAGUGUGUUGUUUUCCUUUUUUCUCCUUUUCUUUUUUCGUUUUUAAAUAUGUUGAGAUGUUUAGAUGACCGGGAAAUCAUGGCUCCGCAUGUGUUAUCAUCAGCUUUGUUGUAUAACAGCUGUUGUUAGUAUGAAUGGAAAAUUUCCCCUCCUUCCCCUGCCCCUUUCCUUUA
Messenger RNA from Ricinus communis (castor bean), 2190 nucleotides. RefSeq lists its product as uncharacterized. The record is from RefSeq and is a predicted model, not a curated record. NCBI's taxonomy places the organism in Eukaryota, Viridiplantae, Streptophyta, Magnoliopsida, Malpighiales, Euphorbiaceae. The transcript is spliced from 3 exons. The coding region runs from base 633 to 1922 and encodes 429 amino acids.